Darwinula stevensoni is the source of this 1295-nucleotide messenger RNA. The record is from the annotation of a GenBank genome assembly. Lineage: Eukaryota; Metazoa; Arthropoda; Ostracoda; Podocopida; Darwinulidae.
AUGGGACACACGGAAAUUUCAAUCUCUAACCUCCUCCUGGAGGCGUCAUUAGAGGAAACAUUGGCAUCAUUGACAUCUCCUGAACGUCAGGAGGCCGAGGAAGUGAAAGGGGAUAAUAUGUCGGUGGUGUCAGAGUGCCAGAAUAAGAAGGGGUGUCGGAUCAAGGUCUCGCCUGAAGUCGUUGGGCAGGAUCCUUGCCCAGGGCUCGGGAAGUACCUCGAAGUUGCCUACAAAUGCCAUCCCACGGAGUUCCGGACGAAGGUGGUGUGCCAAGGAGAGAAGUUGGCUUUAGACUGUGGGCCAGGGGAGAGGAUAGUCUUCCUCUCCGCCUUCUUCGGCCGCGACCCCAAAGAUGCCCCUCGAUGCCCUCAACCUCGAGGAGUCCACGAAGAAGCUUGUGAGGCGAGCUACGCAAACGAGUUCGUGCUGGGAGUGUGCAAGAGGAAGCGGAAGUGCAUCCUCGAAGCAGACUCGUCCAUCUUCAAGGCUCCCUGUCGCCCCAACUCCAAAGGAUACCUGAAAGUUGCCUCCACCUGUGUCCCCAGGGAUGUCCUCCUGCAGGAAUUCCAGGGCGAUCUCCUAGAGGACGAGAUGGAAGAGGAAAGCACAGAAACGUGGCUCGACGAAGAUGACAAACACUCCCGGCAAUCACUCUCCCUCUCCACUUUGGGGAAACGCCCGGAAAAAGGUGAACGUGGAUCGGGAUGGUCGUCGGAUGUCCCAGUCCCGGCUCAGGAGGUAGACCUUUCUUCAGUGGACGUCGGGACCGGUACCCCGACCACCAAAGACCCUAGCAACGACACCCUCUCCCGGGACCCUUAUGUGGCCCUCGUCGUCGACUGGAUCACCGCGUAUCAAUUCAUACAGGCGAACAAGGAGACGUUCAUCCUGUACCUGGUGCUGAGCAUAAGUGGCGGAGUGCUGCUAUUCUGUUCCGCGCUCGUCCUCCGGAUCAUGGCUUCGAGGGGGCGGCGGAAGGAGCGAAACGAGGCAGACAGCGAGAAGCCGCUGGGUCCCGGAGUCAACGGCGGCCUCCUCCCGUUCCCCGGGGACUCGGACACGGAGAACGAGGGCGGCAGUGGAGACUUGACCUUCGUGGGAGAUCUCACCUCCUUCGGAGUCCUUUCUCCGCCGGAUGACGUCACCCUGGACGUGGUUCGGUAUACAUCGCGGGGGACGCUGCGUCGACAGGACAGUGACACCCACCCGAGGAGCUUCAGCCGGCAUCUCGACGAACAUCAUCUCUAUAGCUGAGAGGAGCCACCCUUUCCUCCCUUCUUUCCUUGAUCUCGUCU